Phalaenopsis equestris is the source of this 1726-nucleotide messenger RNA. RefSeq names its product transcription factor MYB86-like. The record is from RefSeq and is a predicted model, not a curated record. The transcript has 3 exons. Lineage: Eukaryota; Viridiplantae; Streptophyta; Magnoliopsida; Asparagales; Orchidaceae. Gene Ontology annotation, biological process: regulation of stomatal movement. The coding region runs from base 251 to 1480 and encodes 409 amino acids.
GGAGAUUAGACAUUUGCAGCUCAAAAGAUAAAUCUCUCGCUCUCAACCUUUAAAAUGAGUAGAAAAUAGAGAGAGAGAGAGAGAUUGAAAGGAAUAAGAGGGAAAGAAAAACCUCAGCUCAAAUCACACCCACUUGAUUGUGACCCCUUCCAUCACCCUUUUAAGCUCAUUCCUCCUCUUCUUCUCCACUCUUCUUCUCCUUCUCCUCCAUUUUUUUCACCCAAUUGGGCGGCGGCUGGCAUUGCGAGGCAUGGGAAGACACUCCUGCUGCCAUAAGCAGAAGCUAAGGAAAGGCUUGUGGUCUCCGGAAGAGGAUGAGAAGCUUCUGAAGCACAUCACUAAGUAUGGCCAUGGCUGCUGGAGCUCCGUCCCCAAGCUGGCAGGUCUGCAGAGAUGUGGAAAGAGCUGUAGGUUGAGGUGGAUAAAUUACCUGAGGCCUGAUCUUAAAAGAGGCACAUUUUCGCAGCAAGAGGAGAACCUCAUCAUUGAGCUCCAUGCGGUUCUUGGAAACAGAUGGUCUCAGAUUGCAGCACAGUUGCCUGGCAGAACAGACAAUGAGAUAAAAAACUUAUGGAACUCCUGCAUCAAGAAGAAGCUGAGGCAGAGAGGCAUUGAUCCCAACACCCACAAAUCUCUCUCAGAGGCCGAAAAUCCUGAAGAGAAUAAGGUUUCUACCAGCAGCGAAAGAAAUUCCAUACUUUAUACUGGCGAAAGCCUUCAGCAGACAGUGCUACAACCUGCUUCAUCGCUGAUGCAAUCAGCCGAACAAAAUUCCAUUUCAGCUAAGGAAUUCAUCAUCGAUAAUCCCACCGCCUGCCUCCGCUCAUCUUCAAACUCCAUAUCUUGCUUCCCUCUCCCUCAACUUAACUAUAGUACCAGUGCCUCAGCUAGCCUGCCAUUUAAUCAAAAUCCUUUCCUCUGGUUCAACCAGAACUGCAGGGUGUUUGAUAUGAAUCCAGAAUUGAGCUGCUCUUCCAUAUCCACAGUAAUCUCGAACUCAAUUAUGUCGAAUUCAAUGGACCUGAAGUCUCCUGUUGAUCUUUCUUCACCCUGCUUUCCUCCACCUUGUACUGGAGCUCCAAUUUUCCCUUAUCUUGAAGCUGGUAAUCCAAGCAGAUGCAGCAGUGGGAGCAGCAGCAGUAGCUCCAUCUUCGACAGUGGCUUACUGUCAUGGCCAGAUUUAUCGACAGAGAAAGAAACUCAUUUUCAUCUGCAAGGCGACCCGGAAGACCUCAAAUGGUCCGAGUACCUCCAGGGAAAUUUCCCUGUUUCUUCAAUUCUCCAGACCCAAAACCAGCCAUUAUACGGCAGCAGCGAUGCAAUCUCCCAAAGCCAUUUCGAGAUCGAAAAUUCAAAUCUUUGGCAUCAAAAUCAGCAGCCACAGCAUCACCAGAACCAGCCGCAGCAGCCGCCGCCGCAGACUGCAGACUUGUAUGGUAAGGAAUUUCAGAGGUUUUCUACAUUGUUUGGUCAGAUAUAGAUUAUAUAUAGAAAAUCAAAAACCUUUUUAAACAGAGUUUUCAAUUCGGUCAAUGCACGAGUUCAUGAGUAUAAGAUAAUAAGAAGGCUUGUUGUUGUUAUGAUUCUUGAAUGCGUGUGUGUCAUAAUGAUUUUUCUCAUGUAUAUAGUCCUUAUGAUACUGAAAACAACUCUUUAUCUAUUGUUUGAUUUCUAUGAUUUCCGCAGUAAUAGUGUGAAACAUUGCAGAAUAAAAUUUCUUCAAAUU